This is a messenger RNA of Suncus etruscus (white-toothed pygmy shrew), 1839 nucleotides long. RefSeq names its product VRK serine/threonine kinase 3 (gene VRK3). The transcript has 15 exons. Gene Ontology annotation, biological process: peptidyl-serine phosphorylation; signal transduction. Gene Ontology annotation, cellular component: cytoplasm; nucleus. Lineage: Eukaryota; Metazoa; Chordata; Mammalia; Eulipotyphla; Soricidae. Gene Ontology annotation, molecular function: protein serine/threonine kinase activity; ATP binding. The record is from RefSeq and is a predicted model, not a curated record. The coding region runs from base 179 to 1621 and encodes 480 amino acids.
CAAACCAGCGGGCGAGAUGCGCGCGCAACACCGUCCGCCCACCCGGAAGUUGCCAAGGGGCCAGCCAGCAGGCGUGAAGUGGGUCUAAAUCAGCCACUCCCCCUCGAAUCGUUUGCAGUGUUAGGAUGGAGUUUGCAACACACUGAAGUCAAGGGCCAGGCUGCAACCCCCAUAAAGAAUGAUCUCCUUCUGUCCAGAAUGUGGCAAAAAUAUUGAAUCAAACUUCAAGUUCUGUCCUUACUGUGGACAAGCUCUGCCGACAGAACAGGAUGUAGCCACAGCUUUUGUCAGGGCCCCACUUUCAUCCUUCCGAGAAAGUGGCUCGAAGAAGGUGCCCAAAGCCGCCUCUGAAGUUAUCAAGAAAAUCAAGUGGUCCAGUUCCAUCUCCUCUCCCUCCUCAUCUCUGUGCUCCGACUAUGACAAUUCUGGGUCCGAAGAUACCCUGAGUUUCUGCGAGAGAUACAGAGGCACAGGGACGAGCCCAAAGUCGCCCAAGCGGAGCCCACAGGCGGCUCGGCAGAGCCCAAAGACCUCCAAGCAGAGCCCGCAGGCCACCAGGCAGAGCCCAAAGACUCGGCAAAGCCCAAAGUCACUGAAGCGGAGCCGCCUGACUUACUCGCUGGAGGCUUUGCCAUCUGGGACACUGCUGACAGACAAGAAUGGAAAGCUCUGGAAACUGGGGUUUCUCCAGAGCAGGGACGAGCAGGGAAUUCUCUACGAAGCUGAACCAGCUAAUGUAGCUGCCUCUGAGUCCAGUGCAAGCAAAGGAAGAUUCUCUCUCAAGCUGGAUACCAAGGACGGACGCUUGUUCAAUGAGCAGAACUUCUUCCAGCGGGCUGCCAAACCUCUGCAAGUAAGCAAGUGGAAGAAACUGUACUCAGUGCCCCUGCUGGCUGUGCCCACCUGCAUCGGCUUCGGCAUCCACCAGGACAAGUACAGGUUCCUGGUGUUCCCCCAGCUGGGUCGGAGCCUGCAAUCGGUGCUGGACGACAGCCCGAAACACGUGUUGUCGCUGAAGUGCGUGUUGCAGGUGGCAUACCGGCUGCUGGACGCCCUGGAGUUCCUGCACGAGAACGAAUAUGUCCACGCCAACAUCACAGCCGACAACAUCUUCGUGAACCCAGAGGACCUGAACCAGGUGACUCUGGCAGGCUAUGGCUUCACCUUCCGCUACGCCCCAGGCGGGAAGCAUGUGGCCUACGUGGAAGGCAGCAAGAGCCCACACGAGGGGGACCUGGAGUUCAUCAGCAUUGACCUGCACAAGGGCUGCGGCCCAUCCCGCCGCACUGACCUCCAGGCCCUGGGCUAUUGUGCACUGAAGUGGCUCUCUGGGUCACUGCCCUGGACCCGGUUCCUGCCCAGCGGUGACGCCGUCAUGCAGGAGAAGCAGAAGUUCCUGGACAACCCUGAGUCGCUAACCACCCAACGCAGCCACUGGAUCAGCCCCUCUGGGCCGCUUGUCGCCCCCACAGAGACCCUGAAGAAUUACCUGCAGGUAGUGACAGGCCUCCGCUAUGACGAGAGGCCGCCCUACAGCCUGUUGAGGAGCGGCCUGGAAGCUGCACUGCAGGGGUUCCGCCUGUCGCCCUACGACCCCAUGGACCUCCGGAUGGUGCCCUAGGUGUGUAGCUGAUCAGCAUGGGGUGGCUUUCCCCUUGAACUUCUGGUCCCCAGAAAUCCCUGGCCACAGGACCUACUCAGACUGGGAAUGGGGAGGAAGAAGAACUGGCCUUGGGGCCCCAGUGAUGGUACAGCAUUGGCCUUGCAACGCGGCUGACCCGGUUGCAUCCUGAUGUCCCCUGAGCACCACCAGGAGUGAUUCCUGAGCGCAGAGCCUGG